Messenger RNA from Lampris incognitus (smalleye Pacific opah), 1143 nucleotides. It is a transcript of the gene lef1, whose product is annotated as lymphoid enhancer-binding factor 1. The record is from RefSeq and is a predicted model, not a curated record. The coding region runs from base 1 to 1143 and encodes 380 amino acids. Gene Ontology annotation, biological process: regulation of transcription by RNA polymerase II; canonical Wnt signaling pathway. The transcript has 10 exons. Gene Ontology annotation, molecular function: DNA-binding transcription factor activity, RNA polymerase II-specific; RNA polymerase II cis-regulatory region sequence-specific DNA binding. NCBI's taxonomy places the organism in Eukaryota, Metazoa, Chordata, Actinopteri, Lampriformes, Lampridae. Gene Ontology annotation, cellular component: beta-catenin-TCF complex.
AUGCCACAGUUAGCAGGCGGCGGCGGCGGGGACCCGGAGCUUUGCGCCACGGAUGAAAUGAUUCCCUUUAAAGACGAAGGAGACCCGCAGAAAGAGCAGAUAUUCGCCGAACUUAGUCACUCGGAGGAAGAAGGGGACCUGGCGGAUAUCAAGUCAUCUUUAGUAAACGAGUCGGAGACGAGUCCAAACAGCAACAGUCAUGAUGUGAUUAGACAGUCCCAAAUACCACAAGAUUCAUAUCACGAAAAACACAGAGACCAUCCAGAUGAUGGGAAGCACCAAGACAUAUAUGGUAAGGGUCAUCCAUACCCCGGCUACCCAGGCUACAUCAUGAUGACCAACAUGAAUAACGACUCCUACAUGAACAAUGGCUCCCUUUCACCGCCCAUGCCCAGAACGUCCAACAAGGUUCCCGUGGUGCAGCCGUCCCAUGCGGUCCAUCCGCUCACUCCGCUGAUCACAUACAGUGACGAGCACUUUGCCCCGGGGCCACACUCUGGACACCACCCCCAGGAUGCCAACAACAAACAAGGUAUGCCAAGGCAUCACCCAGGACCAGACAUGCCCAACUUCUACUCACUGUCUCCUGGGGGAGUGGGUCAGAUCACCCCACCACUAGGAUGGUUCUCUCACCAUAUGGUGCCAGGUCCCCCGGGUCCACACGCCACAGGGAUCCCCCACCCAGCCAUCGUCAACCCGCAGGUCAAACACGAGCCUCAGCAUGAAACAGACCUCAUGCAUAUGAAACCCCAGCAUGAACAGAGAAAGGAGCAGGAGCCCAAAAGACCGCACAUUAAGAAACCGCUGAACGCCUUCAUGCUCUACAUGAAAGAAAUGCGAGCCAACGUGGUUGCCGAGUGCACGCUGAAGGAGAGCGCCGCCAUCAACCAGAUCCUCGGUCGGAGGUGGCACGCUUUAUCUCGAGAAGAGCAAGCUAAGUAUUAUGAGUUAGCCCGCAAGGAACGGCAGCUCCACAUGCAGCUUUACCCAGGCUGGUCCGCCCGAGACAAUUAUGGAAAGAAGAAGAAGCGGAAGAGGGAGAAGAUCCAGGAACCGGCUGCAGGGGGGAAGAGGAAUACUUUCUCCACAUGCAAAGCGAAGGCAGCAGCUACGGGCCCUCUGUUAGAGAUGGAGGCCUGUUAA